CACAACCACAAUUCACCAACGGAAGGCAGCGCUACGAACUGUGCUGUUGCAUCGCGAGCGCGAACAGCCGAACGAACGCUUCACGAACUUGGUAACUUGGUCACUCAGUGAGCGUGUCCGCCGACCAAAAGGUGUCCCUCCUGACGAGUGUCGAUUACGCAAUCGGUCGUCCGCGUUCCGGCAUUGGCGCAACUUUUUGAAGUUGUUACUUUCCGUCGUGGAAACGGGGGUGAGACGGUUGUUGCAGGACGACGCGGUUCCGAAGAGAUUCGGGAGUGUACUAAUACCACGAGGUAUUGCAGAGAAAUAUCUGUCUGCUCUUCCGAUGCCUUCGCUGCGGGUGGUUGAGCCUGCUAAUAACGGUCGGUGAGGAUUAAAACUCAGGUAGCAGAUUUUGCGUAAACACGCGUCGACACUUUAAUACUGGAACAAGUGGACGGACAAUGGAUAUCCUCGAAGAGGACUGAGCGACAGAGGGUUUAUUACGGAUGCGACAAGUGUCGCAUUAUGAUUACAUAAUUCGUUAUGAACCGUCGUCGAAAUCGAAAAGUUCAGAUUUGAUUUCAGACGCCACCGGCAUUCAAGCCCGGAGUUAUUUGCUUACAGUGCGGUAAUCAGACGCGAUUUUGAAGGGCAAAUAAAUAGUCGUAAUUCGUAAUGGAAAUUUUUUACAUUAAAAAUGUAAAGCGCAAAAUGAUCGCCGCUUAUGCAAAGUGUUGAAAAUCCAUCGAUAAGAAUUUACAAUUGAACAAUAGUUCAAUGAUGAUCGUAAUAAUUAAAAAAGUAAUCAUUAAAAAUCUGAAGUUAAUUCUGUGAUGAAAUACGCGGACCGUCGGAUGUAUCGUGAUACAGUGAUUGUGAGGACACAAAAUAUAAAUAUCAAACUGUCAUAUUUAUAAUAGAAUUGUAAAUUUCUUUGAAAAACUAAAACUUGCAAUUAGCGCGAUUUUCAAUUUUCUUUGCAAAAAUGGCGCUUUACUGAAGAAGACUUUAAUGAAUGGAAAUGAACUCGGUAUCGAUAUGAAUGAAACGCGCGUGAUUAAACAACCGUCGCGUCGAUUCGAGCGUGCGAGCAACGGAUGCUUACUUUCGUCAUCAGUUAUUCAUCCGGCUGAUCUAUAAAACAACGAUACUAUCCUAAUCUGCUGAAUGGUGAGAAAGUAUAUAUCUUGCUCGAACGUUUGCUGUUAUCUCAGAGACACACGUUUCAAGAUAAAAAGCUUUGCGAUAUAAAGUCUUGAAGUGGCAAUAUAUUAAUAAACAUCCGUAGAAUAUAAAAUUGCCGAAGACACCAGUGAUUUCUUGGAACUUAAUUGAAAUGCAUAUAAGAGAUGUGAUUAAUUGAAAUGGAUAAAUUGCGCAGCAAAUCAUUUAUCCAUCUUUUAUAUGAGAUUUGAGUAAAAAUCUGCGUUUCAAUUUACGCUUUAGAACGAGUAAUUGAAUGAGCUUAAAGCCUUGAAUCGCGGAACAAUCUCGCAAGUUUUCGAAUAUUUCUUUUGCGUUCGGAGCCGGCGAAUGAGCUUGGAAUUCUAUUUUCUGUCCGGCACCUCGGUUCAUGAGAGCCACGCAGCCACCAGCCAAGAAUGUCAGACAGUUCUGAUCAGCUGUCAUCGCCGAACAGCGAUUGCAACAGCCAAAUGGGCGUCGUGCAUCGCAUUGCUUCCACGCCUUAUGGAAAUACAACGUCCAUGUCCGCGCUGACCCAUCAUCCGCAGAACCUGACGCCGACGUCGAACGGCAGCCCCCAGUAUUCGCAGGAGUUGUCCACCUACAGCUCGACCAGCGUGAGCCCCAACAUCGGUAACAUCGGCGGCCUCUCUCUCGGCGGUAGCAGUAGCAAUUUCACUCCCGAACAGAUAGCCUGCAUGUGCGAAGCGCUGUCCCAAAGCCAGGACAUCGACAAGCUGUCAACAUUCCUUUGGUCCUUGCCGCCUGGAGAAUUGCUUCGAGGAGGAGAGAGUGUGCUAAUGGCGCGUGCCCACGUAGCCUUUCACCGUGGAGCCUACCACGAACUCUACACAAUCCUAGAAAGUCAUCCUUUUUCACCACGACGUCACCCUGAACUUCAACAAAUGUGGUUCAAGUCACAUUAUCGUGAGGCUGAAAAGAUCCGAGGUCGACCGCUAGGGGCCGUUGACAAAUAUCGACUGCGGAAAAAGUACCCUCUGCCGAAAACGAUCUGGGACGGCGAGGAAACCGUUUACUGCUUCAAGGAGCGAUCGAGGAAUGCUCUGAAAGAGUGCUACAUGAGAAACCGAUACCCCACGCCGGACGAGAAGAAGAAUCUUGCGAAGAAGACCGGCCUGACGCUGACUCAAGUGUCCAAUUGGUUCAAGAAUCGCCGGCAGCGAGAUCGCACACCGCAAACGAGAACGGAUAUGUUACCGCUGAAUUGUCAAAGCGCGACCAACAGCACUAUAAGUAGCUCGGUCAGCAACGGUGGCAGCAUCCAGUCUUUGCAGAGCAUCGAUUCCGAUAGUCCGAAUCUCGCAAUGUCACCUUUGUCGACUAUGGGGAUGUCACCGGUCGCUAUGAAUCCGUGCAGUCCAAUGGGCAUGAGUCCAAUGGGGCCUCAUCACGGUUAUGCAACCCCCGUCACCCCGUCGUCCGUUCACACCGCACAUCCCCAUAAUGGCGGACUGAGCCCCAUGAACGAUGUUAAAGCUCUCUGCUACGGCCGCAGCGUGUACGAUACUGGAAAAGACGUGGAACAGAGCUCGGUCUACUACUCCAGCCACUCUAGCAUGCACCAUCAGUAUUAUCAGCAGACUCAUCAUCAAAUGAUGUCAAGCUCCCAUCAUCAUCACCAUCAUCAUCAACAAAGCGUGCCGACUGGUUACGAGAUUAUGCUACCGCCGCCUCAGCAUUCUAUGUGACUAACGGACUACGAGGGUGACCGAAGUGAUCAAGCUCACCAUAGUCAGAGCGACGACGUGCUCGCACGUGUACACGCCUUUGCCUGAUCUUUUGGCUUCUCUCUUCGUCUCAGCUCGAGUCAUACGCAAUAAAGAACGAUAGCUUUGUGUA
This is a messenger RNA of Linepithema humile (Argentine ant), 3027 nucleotides long. RefSeq names its product Six4 (gene Six4). Gene Ontology annotation, molecular function: RNA polymerase II cis-regulatory region sequence-specific DNA binding; DNA-binding transcription factor activity, RNA polymerase II-specific. The record is from RefSeq and is a predicted model, not a curated record. Gene Ontology annotation, biological process: regulation of transcription by RNA polymerase II. Gene Ontology annotation, cellular component: nucleus; transcription regulator complex. NCBI's taxonomy places the organism in Eukaryota, Metazoa, Arthropoda, Insecta, Hymenoptera, Formicidae.